Messenger RNA from Drosophila hydei, 441 nucleotides. RefSeq names its product single-pass membrane and coiled-coil domain-containing protein 4 homolog. The transcript has 3 exons. Bases 231 to 407 code for a protein of 58 amino acids. The record is from RefSeq and is a predicted model, not a curated record. Lineage: Eukaryota; Metazoa; Arthropoda; Insecta; Diptera; Drosophilidae.
CAACUGUUUGCACCACAACAACAACCACCUGCACAACUUUCUUUAGCGCGUUUCGACGAGAGCAACGAAGACUAAGACAUGUAUUGAAUUCCAAACCAGAAACAACUUGUUGACAAAGCCUAUCGGCAGCCACCUACCUGUACGCCUAUACCGCGCUGUUCUUCCUCUGUUUGCAUAUUCUAAGUAAUCAUAAAAAUUACACGUCAUCAGCGUAACUAACGAAAAAAAAUAUGCGUCAACUAAAGGGCAAAGUAAAGGAAACGCGUAAGCAAAAGAAGGAACGCAAAUUGGAAAAUGUAGAAAUGCAAGGAAAAAUUGGAACUGUUGUUUUGCCGGCUUUAGGUGUUAUAGCCAUGAUGAUAGUGGCAUUUAUUUACCUGAAGACGAGACCUGCCAUUCUGGCCUAGAAACGGGUGGAAAAGUUAUACUUGGCGUAGUUUA